Molecule: messenger RNA, 1798 nt
Organism: Paramecium sonneborni
Lineage: Eukaryota; Ciliophora; Oligohymenophorea; Peniculida; Parameciidae
Source: the annotation of a GenBank genome assembly
AUGAAUACUGAAAUUGCUUCUUUUUUUGAUAAUCCAGAUCUUUUGGGAAAAUCAACAUCUUUAUGGCAGUCUCUAAAUUAAGAAAUAUAUGAUGUAAACAUUUAAUCAAUUUUUAGAAUGAUAACAUAGUUUUUGAAUAGAAAUGUUAGAGAGUGGGUAAAAAUAGAAAAUAAUUGACGCCAAUAACAAUUUAAGUUGGAAAUGAACAUUUAUAUUACAUUAAGAAAGAAACUAUGUAUUAGAUAUAAAUUACAGUUGUUAUGAUGACUUUUAUGAAACAUGAAGAAUAUGGUAACAUUAUUAGAUUAUCACGAAAUGGGAGAUGUAUUGAUUUGAAAAUUGAAGAUAGUACUAGUUUUAAGAAUCUUUUAAAUUAUAGAUGUUUAUAAUCUACUUUCCAUGAAGAAUUUGGAGUUACUAAAAUGAUUGGUAAAGGAAGUUUUGCAAAAGUAUAUUUGGCUACAAAAAAAUCUACUGGUAUCAAUUAUGCUGUCAAAGCAUUUAAUAAAGAAUUCAUGUUAGAAUAGUUUAAAGGUAGAGAAUCAUUAGAAAAUGAGAUAAAAGUAAUGAGAAGAUUAAAUUAAGAAAAUCUAGUUAGGUUACAUGAAGUAUAUGAAACAUAAAAUUCUAUUUAUUUUGUAUUGGAUAUUCUAAAAGGGGGAGAAUUAUUAUCUAGAGUGAAAUCUCAUCCUUUAUCUGCACCUAAUUUAUAGAAAUUGAUGUAUAACUUAAUGAAAGCGCUUUGUCAUCUUCAUUCUAAAAAAUGUAUUCAUAGAGAUUUGAAACCUGAAAAUUUAUUAUUAAAAGAAAAGGAUAAUGAUACAGAUGUAGUAAUAGCAGAUUUUGGAUUAGCAUGUUUUUUAAAUGAAGAAAUCUUAUUUAAAAGAUGUGGUACUCCUGGAUUUGUAGCUCCAGAAAUAUUAAUGUAUAAAGAAGGAGAAACAUUUUAUGAUGAGAAAUGUGAUGUAUUUAGUGCAGGUGUUAUAUUUUAUAUUUUAUUUACUGGUAGACAACCAUUUUAAGGUACAGAUUACAAAGCUAUUCUAAGAGCAAAUAAGAAUUGUGAAAUCAAUUACAAUAUUAAAUAAAUAUAAACAGUAAAUUUAUAUAUAUAUAUAAUUUAUAGGCACCAUUAUAAUUAGUAGAUUUAUUAAAAAAGAUGUUACAUCCUGAACCUAAAGCAAGAGUAUCUUCUGAAGAUUGUUUAAAACAUCCAUAUUUUAAAGAAAUAUUUAAAGAAUAAGAUUUAAUAGAUGUAUUAGAAAACUUUAGAGAUUAUGAAAAAGAUUUUCUUUAUGGAUUAGGUAAAUAAUAAGGGUAAUUAUAUAUAUAAAUAUAUUUAUAUAGAGCACCAAGUUAAGUUGGAUCAAUGUAAUUAUAAUCAAGAUAACCUGCUUUAAAUGGAAGAAUUGAUACUAUGGGGUCAUUUUCGAAUGUAUCUAAUAAUGGAUCAGUAACAAGAUUAGAUUAAAAACCAUAACCUUAAUAAAGUAAAUUUAGUUAAUUCAGUUAAUCAAUGAAAUAAUAAUUGAAUUAAGAUACAAGUAAUUAGUCAUGUUAUUAUUCAAUAGAUUCAAAUGUAACAAAAAAAAACAAUUAAUCAGAUUUAAGAAAGACUGCUUUAAAAAAUUCAUUAUAAUAAUAAUAAUAAAUUAAUUAAAUGGGAAAAGAUGAAGAUUGUAUUAAUGAAGAAGCAAUUUAUUUAGAAGAUGCUAUAACCAAACUUAAUUCUUAAAUUCCAAAAAUGGGAUUGAAAAAAACAACAUCUUAUAAGGUUCAAAAAUCAACGAUGGAAUGA